AAUUAAUCUAAUCUUAAGCUUUCCACCACCUUGGUUUUUUUCCUGCCUUUAACUCUCAAUUUUCUUGCCUUCUGUUUGGUUUCUUUCUUUUGUCUCAUUACUGUUGUUCCCCAUUAGUUUAUUGCCACGUAAACAACAAAUAAAUAAAUCUAAAAAUCUGUCAAUAUCUGAGGUUGUCACCUAGUACAGACCAGCUUGUGCUUCGCUAGAUUUCUGCUCUGUUCUUAAUGCUCCUACUGCUCUCUAUUUUAAAUUUAAAUCUCAUUUUAGCAUUUUCUGAAAAGUUGUUCACCAGAUUUGCCUCUCUCUCUGCGGUUUCACAUCUGGGUCAAUCUACAUUGGAGCUUGCCUGAUCUUUUUAAAGGUGCUGUCUUUUUCAUUCUUUGUUUAGUUUUCCUCAUGGGUUUCUGUGUCAGUUCUGAUUUUCGGUGAAUUAUUACAAGUUCAUUAUGUUGCUUUUCAGAAGUCUAGAUUUUAUGUUGUAAAAUCCUAGUUGAUAAUUUGAGGUUCUUGAAUUUUUUUUGCUGUAACAUAAGAUUUCGUUUCCUUCAUUGGGUUGGCUUCUGGGUUUUUGAUUCCCGUUGUGUUUGAUUAGUAGUGGUUCCUCUAUUGCUCUGCCUUUGUAAGAACCCUAAGUUCUGGUUGAGUUCAAACAGGAUCUAGCUUUUUUUCUUCCUUAACAAAUUUCUCGGAUUCUGUAAUGAUGACUGUUAAGGGAUUAAGUGUUUUUGUUUGUGUUUUAUCAAUCUUGAACUCGGCGAGUUUGUGUUGUGGAUUUGAUCCAGUAGACAAUUAUCUUAUAGACUGUGGAUCCAGCAUCGAUACUAAAGUGGGGAAUCGUGUUUUCUUGGCUGAUAACUCUAACUCAAACUCCAUUUCAACCCCAAAAAACAUUUUUGCCAAAGCUUCAACAUCUGUCACUUCAUCUGAUUCUUCUUUGCUGUAUCAAACUGCAAGAAUCCUUGAUGGAACCUCAAAAUACACAUUUUCGAUUCGGCAACCUGGUAGACAUUGGAUUCGCCUUUAUUUCUAUCCAUUUAUUCAUGAUAGUUACAAAAUGAACCGGGCAAUUUUUCAUGUUUCUACCCAAGACCAUGUCCUUUUGAGCAAUUUCAAUGUGAACUCUACUGUUGUUAAAGAAUUUUCUCUUAAUGUAACUUCAAGUAGUCUUGAGAUUAUUUUCACCCCCUCGAACAAUACGUUUGCAUUCUUGAAUGCCUUGGAAGUUGUUUCUGUCCCUGAUGCACUCAUUACAGAUGAUGCCAGUACUUUUAAUCCAUUGGGAAAAUUCCAAGGGAUGUUUUCACAGGCAUUGGAGACUGUUUAUAGGGUGAACAUGGGUGGACCAACAAUUCUCCCUGAAACUGAUACCCUCGGCCUUGCGCGAACUUGGGUUCCUGAUCAAGGUUUUCUCAUCAACAAGAAUUUUGCGACAAAUGUAUCAAACAUUGCUGCUGUCAAGUAUGUAGAAGGUGGAGCAACGCCAGAAAUUGCUCCUAAUGUUGUUUAUGGUACUGCCACUAUGAUGAACUCAGGAGAUAAUCCCACAAGCAAUUUUAAUGUGACCUGGCAGUUCAAUGUUGAUCCUGGAUUUCAGUAUCUUGUUCGGUUUCACUUCUGUGAUAUAGUAAGUAAAGCUCUUGAUGAGCUCUACUUCGAGGUUUAUAUCGACUCUUGGAUUGUUGCUAAGGAUCUUGAUCUUAGUGUUAUAUCAUCAAACACUUUGGCAGCUGCACUUUAUAUGGAUUUUGUCACAGCAUCAAAAGUCAGCAGUAAGCUUCUUGUGAGUAUUGGUCCAAGCUCCAUUCCUAAUGUUCUACCCAAUGCCAUUCUAAAUGGGCUGGAGAUAAUGAAAAUGAACAAUUCCCUUGGCAGCCUCAGCGGGUCAGCAACUUUGCUUUCUGAUUCAAAUUCGAAGAAGAACGUUGGCAUGAUAGUGGGCUUAAUCGUUGGGGCAGUUAUUGUUGUGGUGGCUGUAAUUAUUUUUAUGCUGUGCAGAAAAAGGAAAAAGUUGGCAUGUCAACGCCUUUCAAAGACGUGGAUUCCUCUAUCUAUCAGUGGGGAAAAUUCUCAUACUGUGGGUAGUAAGUAUUCUAAUGGAACAACUGCUAGUGUUAAUUCUAAUCUGGGAUAUUACAUUCCCUUUGUGGCAGUUCAAGAAGCCACAAACAACUUUGAUGAGAGUUGGGUUAUUGGUAUUGGUGGUUUCGGGAAGGUGUACAAGGGAGUUUUAAACGACGGUACCAAAGUGGCUGUUAAAAGGGGAAAUCCACGCUCCCAACAGGGACUUGCAGAGUUCCAGACUGAAAUCCAGAUGCUAUCCCAGUUCCGACAUCGCCAUCUAGUUUCAUUAAUUGGUUACUGUGAUGAAAAAAAUGAGAUGAUCUUAGUAUAUGAAUACAUGGAGAAUGGGACUCUCAAGGGCCAUCUCUACGGCGCAGGUCAUCCAAGCUUGAGUUGGAAGGAAAGGCUUGAGAUAUGUAUUGGAGCAGCUAGAGGACUACAUUAUCUUCACACGGGCUAUGCUAAAGCGGUCAUUCAUCGCGAUGUGAAGUCUGCAAAUAUCUUGCUUGAUGAGAAUCUCAUGGCCAAAGUUGCUGAUUUUGGGCUCUCAAAAACAGGACCUGAAAUAGAUCAGACCCAUGUGAGUACAGCAGUGAAGGGGAGUUUUGGGUACCUUGAUCCUGAAUAUUUCAGAAGGCAACAACUGACAGAAAAAUCAGAUGUGUAUUCAUUUGGGGUGGUUUUGUUUGAAGUUCUUUGUGCAAGACCUGUUAUAGAUCCAACCCUUCCAAGGGAAAUGGUGAACUUGGCAGAAUGGGCAAUGAAGUGGCAGAAAAAAGGACAGUUGGAGCAAAUAAUAGAUCCUACACUUGUCAGAAAAAUAAGACCGGAUUCACUUAGGAAGUUUGGCGAAACUGCUGAGAAAUGCUUAGCAGACUUCGGCGUUGACAGACCGUCUAUGGGAGAUGUCUUAUGGAAUCUUGAGUACGCUCUUCAACUUCAAGAAGUAUCUGUUCCUGGUGAUCCUGAAGAAAACAGUACUAAUAUGAUUGGUGAACUCUCUCCUCAAAUCAACAAUUUCAGCAAUGUUGAUAAUAGUGUUUCGGCUUCCCAAUUUGAAACAUCAAGUGUGGAUGAUCUCUCUGGGGUGUCAAUGAGUAAGGUAUUCUCACAGCUAGUGAAGUCUGAGGGUAGAUAACUUUGUUGAAUAUGAUAUAUUUCAUCGGUUUAGCUCGUUCUUUGAUAUCAUUACUUACUACACAAGAGUAGAUAGAGGAAUUUCUCUUUAUUUUGUAAGAUAGAACCCUUCUUCUCUGAUUAGUUUACAGCAUGGCUUGUCCUGUUAGUGUUUCGACAAAACAACAACAAAGUGCUCCAUGCGCUAUGGGUAGUUUCUGCAUAUUGAGUACACUCUUUUGUAAGGCAAGGGUGAUGAUGCUUCGGGCGAGUUUUAGGGAAUUGAUAAGAAUGUCGUUUUUCUUACAUAGCUUGUUUUGUGUCUACUUAUAAGUAACUUGUUGUAACUGCACUUAUUUUUUGUGUGCAAAAUGUUUAUAUCU
Molecule: messenger RNA, 3563 nt
Organism: Manihot esculenta (cassava)
Lineage: Eukaryota; Viridiplantae; Streptophyta; Magnoliopsida; Malpighiales; Euphorbiaceae
Product: receptor-like protein kinase HERK 1
Exons: 1
Coding region: 701-3202 (833 amino acids)
Biological process (GO): protein autophosphorylation
Cellular component (GO): plasma membrane; plasmodesma
Molecular function (GO): transmembrane receptor protein tyrosine kinase activity; ATP binding
Source: RefSeq, a predicted model, not a curated record